UUUUCUGUCACUUUCUUGGUUUUCUUUAAUUAAUUAAUAAACCCUUUUCUAUAUAUAUAGAAGACCUCCCUCACACUUCAAUUCCUCAAUUCAAAAGGACAAAAGAUCAAGAAAAAUACACAUCUGUUUCUCAUUCUCUUCUCAAAACUUGAUUCAGUUUGAUCUAUAUAUCAACAGGAAAGGUGAAAAAUCAUCAUCAUCAUCAUUAUCACCAUGAGUUCAACAAGCAGAGCUUGGAUGGUAGCAGCAAGUAUAGGAGUAGUAGAGGCAUUGAAAGAUCAAGGCUUGUGCAGAUGGAACUAUGCAUUAAGAUCAAUUCAGCAACAUGCUAAGACCAACAUCAGAUCUUACUCUCAAGCUAAUAAGAAGCUUUCUCUACCGUCUUCUUCUUCUUCUUCUUCUUCUUCUGCCCUGUUGACUAAGAAGCUUGGAAACGAUCAGAUUACAAAAUCUGAAGAGUCACUUAGAACUGUUAUGUAUUUGAGUUCUUGGGUCCCAACUGAGAGCCUCCCACUCUGUACUGUUAAUUCUUGUUCAAAGCACAAGUUUAUAGUCUUUUCUUUCGUAGAUUAAA
This is a messenger RNA of Ricinus communis (castor bean), 574 nucleotides long. RefSeq lists its product as uncharacterized. Lineage: Eukaryota; Viridiplantae; Streptophyta; Magnoliopsida; Malpighiales; Euphorbiaceae. The record is from RefSeq and is a predicted model, not a curated record. The transcript has a single exon. The coding region runs from base 214 to 573 and encodes 119 amino acids.